CAGCAGCUAUGGCUGCGCCCGGGCCGGAGCUUCUGCCCGAGCUGUCUGCUGCGGCCCCCGAUUUGGAUUGGCACGAGAAGUCGGAAGAAACCCAUGCUCCCCAGGUAGAUCCCGAGACCGCCAUCACGUCAGCCCAGGAACCUUCCAAUCCUUCGGAGUCCCUUUGCCCGAGAGACUUGGUGCCGGUGGUUUUCCCUGGGCCUGUGAGCCAGGAAGGCUGCUGCCAGUUUACUUGUGAACUUUUAAAGCAUAUCAUGUACCAACGCCAACAGCUCCCUCUGCCCUAUGAACAGCUUAAGGACUUCUACCGAAAAUCUCCCCAGGUAGAGGACACUGUAAGGAAGAAGCCUAGGAUGACCACUGAGGUGAGCAGCAAGAAGUGUCAGCAGACUCUGGCAGAACUGGAGAGUGUUCUCAGCCACCUAGAGGACUUCUUUGCCCGAACACUGGUCCCACGGGUGUUGAUCCUUCUUGGAGGCAAUGCACUCAGCCCCAAGGAGUUCUACGAACUUGACUUGACCAGGCUGGUCCCCUUCAGUGUGGACCAGAGCCUGAACACAGCGGCUUGUUUGCGGCGUCUCUUCAGAGCCAUCUUCAUGGCCGAUGCCUUUAGUGAGCUGCAGGUCCCUCCACUCAUGGGUACCAUUGUCAUGGUACAGGGGCACCGUGACUGCGGGGAAGAUUGGUUUCGACCCAAGCUCAACUACCGAGUGCCCAGCCGGGGCCACAAACUCACUGUGACGCUGUCUUGCGGCAGAACUUCCAUCCCAGCCAUAGCUUCAGAGGAUUACAUUUGGUUCCAGGCACCAGUGACACUUAAAGGUUUCCAUGAGUGAGGGCGAUGACUGAAUUCUCCCCUGUGGUACCAAGGGCACUCAUCUCAUGAUUGGAACUGAAGCUGCUUCCUGGGGAGGGAGGAAGUCCCUGUCCUGGUGAUAUGCCUCCUCUCCCCAGACUGUCUGAUGAUGGCAUGUGACUGACUGUGGCAGUCAUCAAGCAAAGCCCCCAAAUCAACGAGUGACUCCCAGAGGCCUCUGGGCCUGGUAGUUCUAGUUCAGAUUAGAAAGCAUGGAGGUGGCCCUUCUCUGCUUUAUUCUGUGACUUCAGAACUAUUUGUUACCAACUGAUGAAUCUAAAUAUGAAAUGAAUAGAGUUGUAUUAAAUUUUCCUAACACUUUUGACUUAGA
Molecule: messenger RNA, 1187 nt
Organism: Phodopus roborovskii (desert hamster)
Lineage: Eukaryota; Metazoa; Chordata; Mammalia; Rodentia; Cricetidae
Gene: Mad2l1bp
Product: MAD2L1 binding protein
Exons: 3
Coding region: 9-836 (275 amino acids)
Biological process (GO): regulation of exit from mitosis
Cellular component (GO): nucleus
Source: RefSeq, a predicted model, not a curated record